Molecule: messenger RNA, 2231 nt
Organism: Oryza sativa Japonica Group (Japanese rice)
Lineage: Eukaryota; Viridiplantae; Streptophyta; Magnoliopsida; Poales; Poaceae
Source: RefSeq, a predicted model, not a curated record
UUCACCGUACCUCCCCUCCUGUUUUUCCCAUCCAAGAUCGAGAGGGGAGAGAGAGGCGGCGGCAUCCUGCGUAGGAGCGAGCGACGCCGACGUCGUGCGGCGGGGCCAGCGGCGCCCGUUGCUUCCUACCUUCUCCGUCCUUCUCCCCCCAUCCCUCCUCUCGCCGGCCCCCUCAUCUUCUUCAGAGCCGGCGGCGGCAACCUACUACAGCGCCCUAGUGCCCUUCUCUCUCUCGUCUGCUGCUGCUCCGCGCAUCCUCCGUCAUCCUCCUUAGCCAAGGAAUUAUAUUUGGUGACGAUGAACCGCCGGUUUCUUCAUGUGUUGGUCAAAGACUUCACCAAUCAUCCCUGCCCCUACGCACUGCACAGCAUCAACGCUUCAGGCCUUUUCUAUCCAGCAGCAGUGAGGCCGAAUGGAUCAGGAGAAGGUACAAAACUAGAGGAAGACUACCUGCCUGACCGCACUGUGUCCUUCCAUCAUCCCAGCGGCAGUGGAGGCAGCAUGCAGUUCAUGUCUCUCGGCCAGAGCAACAACGCCAUUAUCGGUGUUGACAAUGAGUGCCGUACCAUCCUUUACAACACCGAGUGGCACUCCAUACGCACAAUGCCCAGUAUGCACGGUUGCAAAUGGUCUCCUCCGGUAUCACUUGCAGUGAACAACAGCCUGUACGUCAUGGAGUUGUAUCCUCGGCAAGAUGGCCAUGUCUCCUUUGAGGUGCUCGCCUACGGCAGCCAGCAUGCAUACGGCAGCCAGCCCGUCUAUGGCAGGAUGCCCAGCAAGCCCAGCAGAGCGUACCGGGAGGACUGGUACUGGCGCUCUCUCCCACCACCUCCCUAUGUGCACUAUCAAGGAUAUGAAAAGGACGAGGCGCCGCCGGGCUACGACAUUUCCGUCGAACACCCUUGCAAGAUCACGGCGACUGCGGUGGUCGGUGGCGGCUCCGGCUCGAGCAUCUGGAUAUCGACAGCCGGUGUCGGUACUUUCGCCUUUGACACGGCGAAUGAUACAUGGACCAAGCGGGGCGAUUGGGCUCUGCCGUUCCGUGGCAACGCUGAGUACGUCGCCGAGCACGGCCUCUGGUUCGGCCUCUCAAGUCAGGGUGAUGACUUGUUCUGUGCCUCCGAUAUCGCAGCAGCAUCAGUAUCACCACCGGUGGUGCUGGACGCGUGGGGGUUGGAUCAUCUAGGGGUGACAACGUCGCGCAAGUGCUACCAUAGCAAGUCCUACCUGGUGUACCUGGGCAAUGGCAGGUUCUGCGUCGGCAGGUUGUUCCAUGUUGAGGAGGGUGACACGGAAACGGAGAGGUUUGUGGUGUUUGAUGGGCGUGGAGGUGGAGGAGCGAAGUGAUGGUGGUGACAGCAGGGUGCUCAGGAUGAUCAAGCACAGGUCCAAGCGUUACCGUCUCAGUGCCUACAUGACGAUCAAUCUGGUAGCUUGAUCGAGUGCCUUUGAUUAUCGGCGAUAUCCUAGCAGAGGAGACUCUACCUCUACCAUCUCCAUGACGGGGCGGAAGAGAUCGGCGUAGACGACGGUGGUAGUGGCGGCGGCGCCGGGGUGCUUGGACCGGAGCUCGUGCAGCGCGUCCUGGAGCAGCGAGUUGUGGUGGGAUAGGGGGGUCUUCUCCUCAGCCCGAUGCCGUCCUCCUCACAGUCGAUGCCGUCCUGGUUGGCUUCCUCUCGGUGUCCGUAGCAGUCGUCUUCGCCUCACCGGCCGCCAUUCUUUCCUCCAUGGCGACGCCUGCUGCCACCUUCCUGGACUUCGAGACGGUGGAGGGGCCUUCCGUUGGCCGGCGCAAAGGAGCCCAUCAUUUCCCAUGUUGUCGUUGCCGUCGUAGCUCCCAUGUCGGUUGGGGGUGAUUGAAUCAAGUGGGACAGCUCCCAUGUCGCCGAGAGAAAGAAGAGGAAGAUCCGAGGGUGGAGAGGGAGAGGGGAGGGGAGCCGGCGAGAACGAGCGAGGCGGCCAGGCGGGCUGUGACCUUGGCCGGUGAGCUCGCCCGCCACCGCUCCGCCCGCCGCCGCUCCCGCCACCCCUCUGCUCCGUCCGCCGCCUGUCACCCCCUCUGCGCCCCUCCGCCUAUCACCCCCUCCGCGCCGCCGCUCGCCUUCUUGUAGUGUAAGGGAGAGAGAGAGGGAAUAGAGACUAGAGAGGAGGGAGGCUGACAGGUGGAACCACAUGAUUUUUUGUGUAACUGACAUAUGGGUCCCUUGAUUUUUAUUGUUUUUUGGAUAAAA